GCUUUAAAGACGAUACUAGUGAAAUCGAAGAGCUCUAACUAAGUAUGUUUGUUGUGUACAGGAAAUGUUCACAAUGUCCAUAUCUCUCUCCUGAGCAGCACAUGACUUGCAGAUGACGCGUUCCUGGAGAUGCGCUGUGUCGGCCGGAGCGUCUUGCGCCCAAGAAGCACCGACGCGAUACCGAUAGGUGAAGUUCGAAAAUCUAGAGUCCAACGACUCUACGCGCAAAACCCGCAACUCGCUGCCGUCGUGGUUUCUAGGAGUUGCGCUGCUAGCAUCUCUAGCGAACGAUUGGUGUAGCACAACCGCGAUUGAAUUUCGCGUCCUGUGUAAAAGUCAGUCAAUCACGAAACGGCGGACAGGAAUAAGGGUGCGAAACACUCUCUCUCUCCCACCAGUGAUCAGGAACGUAAUUCAGGUACAGGCGAGCACACGACCGACUACACGUUCGUAGCCAGUCUUUAGCGGAGCCCGAAUCGGUAGCGAAGAUGGUGUUCGAGAAGACGCUAGUCACGAUGGUGAAGGGCAUUCGUGCCGCCCGGGGGCAGGAGGACCAGUAUAUUGCAGAGGCGGUGCACGAGAUCAAGGAAGAGAUCAAAGGUGGGAAUUUACGAGUCAAAUCCGCUGCUGUGCUGAAGCUUGCAUACCUGAAUAUGCUGGGGCACGAUAUCAUGUGGGCCUCGUUCGCUAUUGUUGACACUAUGUCGCGCGCGGACAAGAUGUCUUUACGCCGGCCGGCCUAUCUUGCAGCUGCCUUUUGCUUUCAAGAAAAAAAUGACCUGGGUCUCAUGCUGAUUAACCAUUUCAAAAAGGAGUUGAUGACCGGCAAAAAAAGCCCGACAGAAAUGGGUAUACAUACUUACUAGAAAAGAAUAUGGACUACACAACUUCUAACGAGAGAAGAUGUUGUACAAUCAUGAUUACUUCUUAGCUCAUUCAGAAGAUAGUUUCAGUUUGGGAUCGAUUCUUGAUUCAAUUCUGUUCUUUUUAUCAGUGGGAUAAGUGCCCAAAUGAAUACAACACAUAAAGAUUUUUGUACGAUCAACUUAUCACUGGAAGAAUCCAAUGGAAUACGCAUCAAAUUUUCCACCAUGCAUCAAGAAAAGACCACAGGUAUUGCGUUAUCGAAUCUUGCUGUAAUCUGCACGCCAGACAUGGGUCGGGAAUUGAUUGGGGAUUUGAUUUCGCUACUUUCCAGCAACAAAGCUUACAUCCGGAAGAAGGUGGUUUUAUGCAUGUUUCGCAUGUUUCUACGAUAUCCUUUAGUUAAGGCUCGAUACAAUUCAUUUCCACGGGUCAUUUUCUUCGGUUUCCUUCCUAGGAUUCUGAAAAAAUGAAGGGAAGAAGUGAAUUGCUUUGAGCUCUAAUAUAGGACUGAGACAAGCCUUCCCGAAGCUGAAGGAGAGGCUCACAGACGAAGACCAGGGAGUUUUGACUGCCACUGUCAACACUUUUCUGGAGCUCACACGAAAAAACGCUAGAAAUUUUAUGCUGCAUGUGGGACGUUAUUCUUAAAAGCCACUGUUGUCAGUGCCACUUUGUUUUUGUUAAGCUACCCUGAUUAAGAAUAGUAAAUUGAAGAUGUCGACGGCGUCAUCAAUUUGUGAGCCAAAUGAGGCUCUGACAUCUGCUGUUAUUUCUACCUACCUCCCCGCCGCCCUGCUUCAAGACCGAUUUGAUACUGGUGCCGCACUUUUUUACCCUGUUGACGGAGACAAGCAACAAUUGGCUGAUGAUCAAGCUUCUCAAGGUUUUCGCCCAGUUAUGUCCUUUAGAGCCACGCUUGGCAGGGAAACUACAGAGUCCACUGCAGGAUAUCCUCAAUACGACGCGCGCGAAGAGUGUCGAAUUCGAGACGAUACGGUAUUGCUUAGAUUGUAAUGUGUGAUCUUCAGUGUUUCUUGUUGAUGCAAGAGCAAAAAAUGCAGACGGUGAUUUUUCGACUUUCCAAAGGAAUAGGAAAGGAAUAUGUGAAGUCUUCCAUCCUUCCAAAAAGCCGCUGACCGUUGGAUUUUCUAUUCUUUAUUUAUUACGAUUCACAUCACUCCUAAUUUGCGAUUGCGGCAACCACUCUUUCUUUUAGCCAUUCUUUACUUCCCCAGAAGGUGUGUAACGCGUGUAUUAUCGUGGGAUUGCGUCGUCGUUGCCCAAGCGCUGGAGAAAGCAAGGUCGUUUUUAUUGUCAGGUGACCGAAAUUUGAGGUAUUUGGGCCUCGAAGUGGUCGACGAGUUCUUAAAGAGGAAUGCGACUGUGCCGUACACGGACCUGCCACUGCCUUCCGAUUUGCACGAGGUUGUUCUCGAAGCAAUUGAAGAGGUGGAUCAGACCAUUCGAGUAGUGGCGCUUUCAAUACUAGACAAGAUCGUUUCGAAAGAAAGUUUCCCACGCAUCGCGGACAAACUGCUGCGGAUGAGCAACAGCACUUCCCACACCGGAUCAGGUGACGAGUACGUCAAGACACUUCUGACAUUAUGGGCAUAUUGUUUUGAUCAAAGAAAAGAUUUUGAUGGAGUUUCAUAAAGCUGCUGGCAACCGAUCGUUCUGCCGUUUGUCACCGGUUUUGCCAAUGCCUUCGAUUUGUUGCCUCGCUCUCUUGGUCAUGAAGGAGGAGGAUUGACUCGGAUACUUUUCAAGAAGUGGACUUCACCAUGACGCACUCUAAUUUCUAUGGGGGAGCAAGACCAGUAUGCGCUAGUGGAGGACUUUGGGUGGUACGUUCUUACUUUGGCAGACAUCGCGAAAAAGAAGCAUAGCGUCCAUGGGCAGACAGUGGCUGACCAAUUUGCAGACGUCUGCGCGCGAGUAGAAGGCGUGCGUCCAUAUGCUGUAUCCGUAGCACAAAUUCUCAUCAUUGGAACCGGAACCGGAAGUACAGGGGUAACGACAUUCAUGAUAAGGAUGAAUGGGUUGUUUAAUGAAUUGUCAACAACGACAUCUUCUAGUUCGUGAAGGAAAUAAACCAGUGACCGUGCAUCUUUUAGGAAACUAACUUCACAAAUUUGCAAAUGAGCUGAGGUUCCGAUGUACGUACUCUCCUGCCGAAACAAUACAGCUGCAGAGUUGCGCCCCGUCAAUGAUUUCGUCUUGCGCCUGGGUACUAGGUGAGUAUCCACAAUUCAUAGAGGAAAAUUACACAAAACAAAUCUUGGAUAUUUUCUUAAGUAAAGAGGCGCAGGCGCUAACACCGAGCACCCAAGUCACAUGCAUGUGGGCCGCGAUGAAAGUCUUCUGCAAGUACUUGCCAACUUCUUUCAACUUCAAAUGAGGAUUCAAACUAAUUUCUGUUAGGAUGAAGACGAAAGUCACAUACCUGAAGGAUGUUCUUGAAUUUCCCGAUCCCCGACUGGUUUUUUGUGAAAAACGUAUCACUGAGAUACGAUAAAGACUAGGCUGAAAUUCGUUUUUCUUGAAAUUUAACAGGCGUACCUGCAAUAUGGAAGGCGAUAUGACAGACCAGACUGAUUUUGAAUCACUUCGGGAAUCUUUUUUGGCCAGCAUGCGAGAAAUGGUUCUUUCACCUCAUGUCGAAGUUUCUGAUCGUGCAACGAUAGCAUUCUUCCUCCUCCAAUGGAGCUCAGGCAAAGAGGCACUACAAGCCUUUUAUCCGUCUGACGAGCUGGAAGUGCUGGCUGGAGGGUGCUUCUACACAUAUUAUAAUAAAUCUUUGUGAGCCUUUUUUAAUAAUUGUAAUGGUGGGCUUCUGCUACCGCUUCCUUUUUGCUCUGCUGUGUGUACCAUAGAGGGCUUUGUUCUACUCAAAAUUCAGGGAGCAAGACGCUGUCGUCGAGCCGGAAGAUCUGGAUGUGCCGUUCUAUGAGGAGCCGGAGCGUUUUCCACCUGCGGAUAGUGCGGAGCAAUCCGACCAUGUUGCGCUUGAUGCUGCCUCGCCUAUGGUGAACGGGCACCCUGAUGCAAAUGGUCACGCAAGUGCAGCCGCAGACAUGAUAAUGUCUCUCAAAAAAGGAGAAGCAGAGCAAGCGGCAGCAGUGCCAAGUGCACCGACGCCAGUGGACCCAUUAGCGGCUAUGAGAGAAAAAUUGCAGCAGAACAAACAGCAAUAUUCAGUCGUGCGGAAAGAGAAACCAAAAGCAGAGCAAGGAGGUACAACUUCUUUUCUUAUCAGCAAACGCUAACGUCAUCUAACCUUCCUCGCUGCAUGAUUUAUUAUCAAAUGCAUCCUUAUCAACGAGGUGAACAGAGAUGGAUGAAAAUACCAGAGGUUCUCUUCUCUCUCGACGCAGCUGAUUCUUUCUCCCUCUCACAUCAGUUGGUAGUCAACCGGUCACGCCGCUGGUCGCAGCGAGUCAGGCGGCUUUUUUGCAGCAGCAACAGCAGCAAGCGUUCCUCUUAGCACAACAACAGCAGGCUGCUGCAUAUGCCGCGCAGCAACAAGCAGCGGCAUUAGCUGCACAACAGCAGGCAGCCGUAGUAGCCGCACAGCAGAACUUUUUGCCUACGAUUUCCGAAAAGGAAUUGCAGGAUUUUCUCGGCAAGCGGUGGACGGUUUGGGGCAAAGACGAUAGCAUCUGUGUCUACUGCUGCAUCAAGAAUCGUAAGGGCACGCAGUUGCGCGUAGAUUUGCGCGUAGAGAAAACGGGCAACGCCGCAGUCAAAGAUGCGGGUGUACAGAUAUCAGACGUGAAGCUCGUUGCAAAGCCAGGCGGUGCAUCUGCCUCAGUGCUGCCAAACGGCGAGUUCGCGCUUGUGGAGGGUGAGUUCGCCGAAGAAAGAUCUGGAAAGCUGAAAGCGUCCUUGAACUUGGCACCUUUGCUGGAGCGUGCCGCAGCAUCGCCCAGCGCCACACAGGUAGACGGGGAUGCGCUCACGCUUGGAAAUUUCGACGUCGUGUACCAAAAAGUCUGGCGGGAAAAAGUAGUGAGCCAACGCAGUGAGUCCUCUUCUUCGACCAGCAAUUCGUCGUCAGAGGCAAUAGAUUUAGCUACCGGCCAGACGUUAAAACUUGCGGCACGCAGCGAUGGCGACGAUUUGUUGGACCUGCUUGAUGCGUCUAGUCCCGCUGCGAAUGACUUUGAGGCGGCGCUGGGGGCUGGAGACAGUAGCGUUAGCAGUAGUACAACGACUGGUGGACCAGGGUCAUCAAUUACGGUUCAUCCCGCCAACAACUUCAUCUUCUGCUGGUUCGCAUUUUGAUUAAGUAGGUCCUGUUCUCAUACUUCUCACAAUUUCGUUUAAAAAAUUCCUAAGGAGGUGUACGCUGUGAUCGAUCUUCUAUGUAUGUUACAAGAGAUGCAUUAACCUGAGAGGCUCUAAGCCAAGCGGAGCCCCUGGUGGUGGGACUGUGGUGGUAUCUGAAACAGAAGUUCCGAAAUCAGCACUUGUUUCCCUGAUUCAAAACCGAGCAAAAUUGACGGCCCUGGCAUCUAGCAGUGCAUCGUCCUCGGCGUCGUCCGAUGAUCUCUUUUCGGUGGGGCUCGAUGUUCCUGCUCCGGCACCUCCGCAGCCACUAACCUUGAGGUUGCCGCCGACAGUUUUCUUAGAGCCGAAGCGCUGGAGCGAGGAUGAAAUAGCGUCGUACAUCGGCCAGAACAGCAAGACCCACCUGACGUCACAGGCGGGCGACGUUUGCCAGCUGCCAUUCGCAAAUCUGCGUAGCCUCAUCGUGCAAAACGGCCCACCAACAGCGGAACAACCGGAAGGCGUGGUGUCGUAUGCAGCGGUCGAGAAAAAGAUAGCCGAAGAACUUCUCCCGAAAGCGGUCGGUAAAGCGGCAGUAGUAUGCGGAUUCCACGGGCUCCAGCAGGGUGCGGGUGGCUCGGCAGCGGGACCGCGCAAGUUUCUGCUUAUUUCGCAGCCAUGGCAACACAAGGGGGCGGAGGCCGCGCCGCAUCUAGUGAGUCUCUGCGCUGGCAUCGUCAAAGACGGAGUAUUUAAUCUACGGGUCACGGUCAAGGGUGCUGAUCAAGCAAGCGUUGAUGCGAUCAAAGAUGACCUCGCGAAGACACUGAAGGACACGCUUGCUGCGGUUCUGUAGUGAGGUGAGUAAAGUCGACCGCUUGUGUCAAGUGAUCGACACGAGGGCACUGUUGUAAAAAAUCAAGUCUCCACUUUUUGAGUUUGUACUUGUGCUCCCUACUCCUUAUUUGGGGAGCACAUUCUGCGGCUAUCACUUUCACAAGCUAUUUUCACCUCAAUGUUUAUAUGUUGAUUUUAUUAGAUUUAGAUUUAGAAUCCAGUUUGGGGCGUCGUAAUCCAGGAGGAGUAUCUAAGGCUAGUGCCUUGAGCAGAGAUUCAUCUCUAGAGACCAUAAAAAAGGAUCGCUUUAGGUACUACAAAUAGAACAUCACAACUUUCUCUUCGAUCGAAAUUUGUUCAUUCAGUAGAAGUCAUUCUUAGAUGCAAGAUCCACCGCCGUGCUUCUGAAUGCAAAUCGGCAUUCAAUUUUUUUCGGUGUGAUCUUCAGACCCAAAGAAGUCUGACGGACAUUCCUUCCCGACGAUCUUGAAUAUUUAGACAUGUUUUGGCUUCCAAGAAUAUGAAAAGUUUCAUCGUGCAGCUGGUGAUCUCGUGCUAAUUCUGCUCUGGCGGAUUUGCACACACAGGACGCGAGGGAAGGUUGCUGGGAACGAGAUCCGUAACCUUGGACGUCCUCGAAAUGAAAUUUCGGGGAUGUUGUGUUGAUACGCGGGAUGAGAGGAUGAUGUAGGUCAAUGUUUCCUAGGGCCGUGUUGCCUUAGGUGUGAUCAUCUGUCGAGGAUCUCCGAUAUGAAAGUGGAUCAUGAUCAAUGAAUCGCCAAUGCUCCGAACGUGGACCGUUCAUAGCGUCACGACUAAUAGCUAAGAUAAUCAUAAUAGG
Molecule: messenger RNA, 6814 nt
Organism: Amoebophrya sp. A25
Lineage: Eukaryota; Dinophyceae; Syndiniales; Amoebophryaceae
Source: the annotation of a GenBank genome assembly